AUGAGUACCUCCGCUGUACGUACUUUGACCCAAUACACCUUUUUGCCAGACUCGUCACUCAUUCAUCUUGGCCCUGUUAAAUGCAGCGGCUUCCUGACAGGUCAAACCCAGCGCUGUACCUCUAGACUUCCACUCAUCAAACUUGCGGCAGUUGUUUCGGCAGCUCGAAUCUGGCCAGCUGGACACUUGGCAACGGCGAAGUCGACGAUGACGGCCGGGUCAGAGAAGAGAGGGAUCAACUUGUCUGUGACUGUAUCGAAUUGGGCUGGUGAGAGUCAGGCAUCGGAUCCUGUAUUCACGAGAUUCCCACCGGUCGACCACACCUUCAUGCGUCCUCCACGAGCCGGCCAGCCAAUUUGUAAGCCUGCAUUCUAG
This is a messenger RNA of Protopolystoma xenopodis, 375 nucleotides long. NCBI's taxonomy places the organism in Eukaryota, Metazoa, Platyhelminthes, Monogenea, Polystomatidea, Polystomatidae. The record is from the annotation of a GenBank genome assembly.